Messenger RNA from Cuscuta epithymum, 636 nucleotides. Lineage: Eukaryota; Viridiplantae; Streptophyta; Magnoliopsida; Solanales; Convolvulaceae. The record is from the annotation of a GenBank genome assembly.
AUUCCACUAUAAAAUCCCUCCUGAUUCUGCUUCUCAUUCCAUCUUCUCCUAAACUUUCCAUCAAUGGGCACUAAUCACCAUAACAGGUUUAGAUUAUCAGAUAUAAUCCCAAAUUCCUGGUUCUUUUACAAACCCAGCAGCAGGAACAAGAACACUACAAAAACAAUAACAGCCCCCACGAUUUAUUCCCCAGAAAAUGACUACUGCUCUGCCGUCUCUGUUUCACCGAAGAGGAAGGCAGUGUACUUGCCUUCUAGAGAUCGAGGCCAUUUCAAACCUGCAAGAGAUCCUUAUUACAUUUCAAAGUCCAGGAAUGGAAGAAAGAAGGGAUCUUCAAGGGUAGUGUUCAGAGAAUCGGCCGAUCCGGAAAAGGAUUUCAGAGAGUCGAUGAUGGAGAUGAUCAUUGAGAAUGAGAUGAUGGACUGGUCUGACCGGGAGCUGGAAGAACUUCUUGCUUCUUAUCUUUCUUUGAACUCUCAUGAAUAUCAUCCUCUUAUUGUCAGGGCAUUUCAACAAAUAUGGGUAGACCUUCGACUAUAAUUUCUUUGUUGUUAUGGAACCUUCGACUUCAAUUGACUCGGUAGUUUAAUACUACUCCAUACAUGUUUAAAAAAAUUGUUUAUUGUACAGUUUCAA